UCGUCAAUGUUUUUGAUUAACUAUUUUGUCUUCUUUCAUAAUUUUGGAGCUUCUUCCAGUUCGUAGCAAUUUCAUUUGAUGACAAAGUAUUUUUGGAUCAUCAGUUUUCACCUUUUCCAAUCAAUCAACUCGAUUCACUUUCUUUUUCUCUCUUUCUCUCUCCUUGUCUCUUUCUUUCUUAUGUUUCUCCAUGUUGAGAAUCUGUAAACAGAUUUUUCUUCCCAUUGGUAAAAAUUGUAACCUGAUGUUCAUUGUUUUCUUUGUGUCUACAGAUCUCAUCAGUUGAAAACAUAACAACUCCCUGAUUUUGGUGAGAAUUUGAUUAGUGCAAAUCUCACUCAACAAUCUUUAUUAUUAGAAAUAAACAUCGUCAUUGAAUCGUGACCACAGAAUCAAAGCUUUUCAGGUGUGGCAUUUGAGUGGAAACAACAAUAAGUUAAAAACGAACCUUGUUUUCAUUUUUUCUGCUUUAUUUGCAUUUAAAUAGUGAUACAGUUUGAACAAAGAAUGAAUUCUGCUUCAGUGAAACAAGUCACCGUUACUCAUCCUGGAGGAAGUAAAGCCAAACCAACUGCUGGAAAAAAGAAACACUCAUUGCAAGCGGACCAUUUAGAUUCUGAGAAGCGAUUACAACAAUGCAAAGAAGAAAGUUCAAAGCGUCUUGAUCUCACCAAAUGUAGUAUCACAACACUACCUGGAUCCAUUAAGGAACUUACCCAUCUUACUGAAUUAUACCUUUACCAGAACAAAUUAACUAAUUUACCUCAAGAAAUUGGUUGUCUUAUUAAUCUUGAGAAAUUAGCUGCUAAUGAAAAUAUUCUGGUCGGUUUACCAGAUUCUCUUGUCAAUUUAAAAAAGAUCAAAGUUCUUGACUUAAGACACAAUAAGCUCAACGAAAUCCCACCAGUUGUUUACCAAUUAACAUCAUUGUCCAUUUUGCAUUUACGCUACAAUCGGAUUAAAGUCGUAGAAGACGAUAUAGCAAAUUUAUCUAAUUUAACGAUUUUGAGUCUUCGAGAGAAUAAAAUAAAAGAGUUGCCUGCAGGGAUUGGUCGUUUGGUUAAUUUGGCAACACUUGAUGCCUCGAAUAAUCAUCUCGAGCGAUUACCUCCUGAGAUUGGUGAUUGUGUUCAACUGAACAACCUUGACGUUCAACAUAACGAGCUUGCCGAUAUUCCAGCCACUAUUGGUAGUCUAGUUAAUUUAACCAGAUUAGAAUUGAGAUAUAAUAGAUUACAGUCAAUUCCGGAAUCUCUUAGUAAUUGUAUCCAAAUAACUGAGUUUAACGUUGAAAACAAUGCUCUUUCGUCAUUACCCGAUGGCCUCUUGUCUAGUCUGACAAAACUGACCACUUUGACCCUUUCACGAAAUCAAUUUUCCUCUUAUCCUGCUGGUGGACCUUCACAAUUCUGUAAUGUUGAUUCAAUUAACAUGGAGCACAACAGAAUCAACCGAAUACCUUAUGGAAUAUUUUCUCGAGCUAAAAAUCUAACAAAAUUGAACAUGAAAGACAAUCAAUUGACUGCACUUCCUCUCGAUAUUGGUACUUGGGAGAAUAUGGUUGAAUUGAAUUUAGGAACUAAUCAAUUAUCUAAUUUACCUGAUGACAUUGGACGAUUAGAGAACCUUGAAGUUCUUAUUUUAUCGAACAAUAUUCUUAAAAAAUUACCAUAUACAAUAGGACGUCUCAAUAGUCUCAAGGUUUUAGAUUUAGAAGAGAAUAAAUUGGAAUCACUUCCCAACGAGAUUGGCUCUCUGCGUGAAUUGAGAAGACUAAUAUUGCAAAGUAAUCAACUACAAAUGCUCCCUAGAGCAAUUGGUCGUCUUUUUAAUCUUGAAUAUUUAAGUGUAGGAGAAAAUAAUUUGACUUCUAUUCCUGUAGAAAUCGGUACAUUGGAGAAAUUAGAUACACUUUAUAUUAAUGAUAAUCGCAAUUUACACAAUCUACCUUAUGAAUUGGCUCUUUGCUCAAGUUUACAAAUCAUGAGCAUUGAGAAUUGUCCUCUCUCCGAAAUACCCGCUGAAAUAGUCAAUGGUGGUCCAUCUCAUGUAAUCCAGUAUUUAAGGAUGAAAGGUCCAUAUCGUUCCAUGUGAAUUGACCACUACAACAAAAGGAAAAGAAAAGGAAAAGAGACAAACAAUCUGCUAACUUUGUGUGUCAAUUUCGCUGGUUCUUUACCAAUGUUAAUUUCUCUUGUUAUCGCAGCCAUUCCUAAAUCAUAAAUCGAUUCUGAUUCUUCACAUGACACAACAAUUACAUCUUCUCAAAACAAUACACACAAAAUCACUCAUUUGUUGCCAAAAUGAUCAGUCUUCUCAUCUACUUUUAGCCAAUUCUUUCGCUCCAUCUUCUCUUUCAUCAUCUUUCAUCAUCCACUUUCACUUUCUUUUCUCUCCAACUUUUAAACUCUUUCCAUUAAAUCAAUUAUCAACUGCAUCUCCUUUUUAUCUUAACGAUGGAAAUCAAGCCCCGAAAAUGCGAAACGUAUUCAUCAAGCAUCUAAAACACAACAAACAUCAAUUUUUAUUCAUCAACUUUCUGAUUAAUUUGUUGUUUAAGUUCCAAAGAGAACUUGUUAAUUGUACUCAACCAUCUCUCAUUUGGUUUCUUCUCAUCAUGAUGAUCAUUAUCAUCUUCAUUUCCUCCCUCCUAUUAUUCAUUCUGGAUUUAGAUCAUGUUACCUCUUGUCAUUUUCAUUCUAAAUGAAUCUUAUCAUGAAAAUACACAACAAACAAACAGAAAACUGAUUCAAACAAAUGA
Panonychus citri (citrus red mite) is the source of this 2761-nucleotide messenger RNA. It is a transcript of the gene Sur-8, whose product is annotated as leucine-rich repeat protein soc-2 homolog. The transcript is spliced from 7 exons. The record is from RefSeq and is a predicted model, not a curated record. Gene Ontology annotation, molecular function: protein binding. Lineage: Eukaryota; Metazoa; Arthropoda; Arachnida; Trombidiformes; Tetranychidae. The coding region runs from base 508 to 2094 and encodes 528 amino acids.